Molecule: messenger RNA, 1017 nt
Organism: Magallana angulata
Lineage: Eukaryota; Metazoa; Mollusca; Bivalvia; Ostreida; Ostreidae
Product: meiotic recombination protein REC114-like
Exons: 6
Coding region: 123-755 (210 amino acids)
Source: RefSeq, a predicted model, not a curated record
UGUGAACCAUAGGGUUAUAUUCAAAAAUAAAAUUUUAUGAUAAUACUAUUUGGAGUGUAUAGUUUUAAAUUGAUUCCGGAAAUAUUUUUGUUUCAUUAUUUUUUUUAAGAGUUUAGUCCCAAAUGAUAAGAGCGGGAAAAUAUAAAAAGAUGGUUUGGAAAAUACAACGAUAUGCAAGACAGAAAACUGUUCACAAAGGGGGUGAUUCCAUUGAAUGGGAAGAAUGUGAUAAACAUUUAACCUUAGAGCUGAGGAUUCACCAGGGAAACUUGACCUUGACCCAAGACAAAACAAUCAGGGAGAGUUACAGCCUGGCUUCCCCCUCCCCCGCACUCCGGGCCGUGGCCAGGGGCGACACGAUGCUGGUCAUCUACAAACUCAAGGAUAACACGCAUCGAUUUCGCGUGAAGUUUUCAGGGGGAGAAAACUCCUGCCAGGAGUGUGCGAGGCAGAUGUCGGAGUUCUUUCCUGUGAAAAUCUUGCCCAACUCGACCGAAACUUCACAGCGUGAAGUCGGCGAAAGCUGCACAGAUAAGGCGGUGUUGGAGGGAGAAAUCACACUGGCUAGAAUGGCUGAGGUUGUUAGUGGAGCGACAACAGAGCGACUUUGGACGACGUACGACAGAACUCGAUCGAUGGAGGGCGUUAAACUGAACAGCCUCAUCAAACUCUGCCUGGCUGAUCCAAGCUUUCCUGCCUACGUGGAACAAGUUGAAAAGGAACUGAAAAAAGUCAAAGAUGAGAUGAAGGCCUAAAGACAAUCUCCAUAAUUAAAGAUAUCGGCGAAUAUAUUGUGAUUUGCUGUGGCUUCACGGAGAGACUAACUCUGCUUCCUCUGUAGUCCUAAGCCCGCCCUGACUUCAAUAAAUGUAAAUGUGUAUUGAUCGGAGUCGUUUAUCUUGAAAGCGAUUAAACCGUCUUCUUUUGUAACGACGGUGCAUCCAAAUUAUCUGUUCUCUUGGCUCUUUUAUAUUCUUAAAAUUUACGCUGUAAAUAAAGAAUACUGAAAAGUUUGAA